Molecule: messenger RNA, 1438 nt
Organism: Amphibalanus amphitrite
Lineage: Eukaryota; Metazoa; Arthropoda; Thecostraca; Balanomorpha; Balanidae
Product: endocuticle structural glycoprotein SgAbd-5-like
Exons: 4
Coding region: 805-1146 (113 amino acids)
Cellular component (GO): chitin-based extracellular matrix
Molecular function (GO): structural constituent of chitin-based larval cuticle
Source: RefSeq, a predicted model, not a curated record
GAUUAUUUUGACGUCACUUUCCUUACAAUUUAUUAUCAUCCGUAAUUUCGCUCAACCUUGGUUGGACCAUUUGUAGCGGGUGCGCCGCGCAGACGGUCUUUUGACACGUGCAGUUCCGGUCGGAGGUGGGGCCGUUGGUGGUGAUGCUGGUGAUACUAGUGUACUGGUGCUUUUAAAUUGGUUUCUAGAAGGAAUAGGUAUCAGAAAUGAAAUCAGGAGGUCUUAGAGUAUCGUGUGAAUGACUUUUAUUUACCCCUCUGUUUUGCGGACCUAAAGUAAAUAAAUACCUGAAAAUUGGCGCGCUUUCGGCCCAGCUGUCUGAUCACGUGUCAUGUACGUCACUGCCGGCACUGGAUUGCAGUAUGCUGAUUGGGUGGCGGUUGCGAAUCACCUGGCUCAAACGCAUUUGCGCCGCGACUGGUUAUAGCUGCCCAUACCGCGCGUCAAAACAAGCUUAUAGCUGCCUGUUAUGUCGUCGCACCGCCCACACGCACUCAGCGAAGACGGCACCGCGUUUGGUGCUGUAUUAGUGGUCAGCAACACGUCCAGGGAGCGACUGCCCGUCCUCCCCGCCCGCCCGGCCGGCCAGUCCCUGCCCGCCGACCGGUCACCGCCGGAGGCGCCGAGCGGCACAGACUGGCCCUCCACCACCGGGCUGGCUGGCGUCUGCCUCCCUGGCUGGGACGGGGUCACCGGCAAGGACAAAGGGGGCUGCCGAGUGCACGCCGCCCGCCGCUCAGCGCGUAUAAAAGGCCGGCGACGCGCACACACGUCACUGCUCAAUCGACAGCCGACCGAAUCACCAUGAAGCUCCUGAUCGUGCUGUGCCUCGCCGCCGUGGCUCUGGCCCGGCCCCAGAGUGAGAGGGAUGCCACCAUCGUCGACUACGUGAACGAGCACCGCGAGGACAACUCCUACGACUUCAGCCUGGAGACUUCCAACGGCAUCAUCCGCGAGGAGUCUGGCCUCUCUUACCCUGGCGCCGACUCCGAGACGGGCAGCUACACCCAGUCGGGCAGCUUCGAGUUCACCCACCCUGACGGCACCGUCACCUACCUGUCCUUCCUGGCCGAUGAGAACGGCUACCAGCCCGAGAGCGACGCCCUCCCUGUCUUCACCGGACGCGUCGAUAUCCAGGACGCCUAAAUCUUAGUCACCUUUGAUGUGUUCAGUUCGAUGUUCUUGCGCGCACCUGUUCUUGUUUUGAAUUAUUUGAGGAGCAUGCAAGGCCCUUUGACAAAAUCCAUUGCAUUCAUCACCACCCGUUUCUGGCCAACUGAUUUUUUUUCACACAAUUUCCUAAAGUCUCAUGUUUCUCUCAGCCUGCAUCGCUUGAUUGAGCCGUCUCAUUAUUGAUGUCGGGCCUCCAUCAGUAAAUACCCAUAUUGUUGUGCUGUACUAUGCUUGUAUUCAUGCAAUACAUUUGUCUUGUACGGUA